UCUCUGUGUGUGUGUGUGUGCUUGUCUGUGAUUGUGUUUGUGUGCGUUUGUGUACAACAAGAAUAACAACAAAAACUGUGCAAGGAUCAACGACAACGCCGCCGUCGCAGUCGCCGUCAGGGUAGUUUGUUUGAACAAAGCCCAAAGCCAAACGAGGAGACGGGUGGAGAGAGACGCGUGCUCUCUUCUCUUUUGUGCGCUUUUGCCGCCUGGAAUGUGCUGCAGCCCAACAAACGAAAACAACUGCAAGAGCAAUUGCAGGAACAACAACGACAGCGGGCGACCGUAACGAGCACACACUCUCAGUUACACACACACACACACACACACACUCAGACCGGGUGCCGGCUGAAAGGGGGAGGAAACGCUGUUUAAUUGUUUGCAGGAUUCUUUUGAAGCGCCCGCUGCUGUUGGUGCUGCUGCUGCAGCUGGAAGUUGACUGCAUUUGGGCAAAUAGAUUCAAGAACCGCGCUGCCAAAGCUCUGGUUGGAAGUGAGCCGAAUGUGAACCGAAAAAAAAAUGUCGAUAAAACGCAAAAAUAAUAAGCUAAGAGAGAAAUUCAUUUUCUUGGUCUUGCCGGCCAUCGAGAAGUGAAAAGCAAAGCAAUCCGCAAAGUUAAAAAAACCUAAAAAAAAAAAAAAAAAAAAAAAAAAAAAAAAAAAAAAAACGCUGCGCGAACUCAAAAGCUAACGAAAACGAAUUCGAUCGAUUUGCAUUGACACAUUUAGUUUGAAAUAGGACCCGCAAAUAAUCCGGAGACGAAGACAAAAACGGAAAUGGAUCUCAGUCUUGAACGCGACAGCUCUGCGCUGGGCAGUUUGUUCCAACAGAUCAUAAAUGACAUGAAGAACACAUCGCCACUGUGGGAGGACUUUGUGGCCAAGGCGAGUAAACUCCACACAUGCCUGCGCGCUGCGAUUCAGGCAAUUGCCGCCUAUUUGGAUGCCUUCCAAAAGAUCGCCGAUGCGGCCACCAAUUCCAGAGGUGCAUCCAAGGAGAUUGGCACCGCUUUGACGCGGGUCUGCCUGCGCCACAAGGCGGUCGAGACGCGCCUGAAGACGUUCACGAGCGCCAUUAUGGAUUGCCUGGUGCAGCCGCUGCAGGACAAGAUCGAGGACUGGAAGCGCACAGUGGCCACCAUUGACAAGGAUCAUGCCAAAGAGUACAAGCGCUGCCGCAGCGAGCUUAAAAAGCGCUCCAGCGACACCCUGCGGCUGCAGAAGAAGGCGCGCAAGGGCCAGACGGACAACAGCCUGCAAUCGUUGAUGGACUCGCACAUGCAGGACGUGACGCUGCGUCGCGCCGAGCUCGAAGAGGUCGAGAAGAAGUCGCUGCGUGCCGCCAUGGUCGAGGAGCGGCUGCGCUUCUGUAGCUUUGUGCACAUGCUGCAGCCGGUGGUGCACGAGGAAUGCGAAGUCAUGUCCGAGCUGGGCCAUCUGCAGGAGGCCAUGGAGUCCAUUGCACUGGUCACCAAGGAGCCGAGUGUGCUGCCUCAGGCCUCGGAGGAGCUCAUACACGAUGCCAAGGCCAGCAUUAAUCUAUAUCCCGAGUCACCGGGCGGCGGCUCUGGCUCCCAGGGUGGCGGCUGCUCCAAUUCGCUCGGUUCACGCAAGAGCUCCGUCUGCUCCAUUAGCAGCAUGAACAGCAGCGGCUCCAGCAACUCGCCGGGUCAUCAUCACUAUCAGCGCUCGCUGUCGCAGUUUGUAACGCCCGCAAUUCGCUUGAAACCUGGUGAAUCCAGUGAUAGUGGCUUUUGCUCAUCGCCAGCGCUAACAACACAGGCAUCGACUGCAACAAAUCAGACGCAUGCCGUCUCCACUUGGCCGCCACAUUCCCAGGACGUUGUGGACACAUUGCCGCCGACUGCCGAUCGUCCGCACACGAUUUCCACAACCUACGAGAAGGGCCAUCAGCGUCCGCCGCUAACUGUUUACACGUUCCAGAAUCCCGAGACCAUACACGAGUCCAGCAGCAGCGGCAGCCUCAUAGCCGGUGCUCCCGGUCCCACUGCAUCUGCUCCCGGUGCUGCGGCUCUGCCCAACAGCAGCUCCUCCUCCGCCUCGGGCCAAACCACGCCGGCGCCACAGAAAUCCCCAGCCGCCUCGCUCAGUCGUCCGCCGUUGCCAGUUAAGCCGGCACAUGUGCGCUGCUCGUCGCUGGAACGCCCGCUGUCGGCGCAGAGCAAUCAUCGCCAGAACAGUGGACAGAACUUGCUGCAGCGCCAGUGCCCCUCACCGAUACCGGCUCAUAUCACGAAAGAGCUGUCCGCCGCACAUCAUGCACAGCAACAGCAGCAACAGCAAACACAGCAGCAACAAACCACGCCCACCUAUGUUAAUAUGUCCGAACUGGCGGCUAUGAAACUAACCAACCAGCAGCAACAGCAGCAAUCACAGCAGCAAUCGCAACAGCAGCAGCAACAAAAGCCAGCAACACCUUUGUUGCAGCAGCAGAGCAGCAUUGAUUCGAUAUGUUCGCAGCACUCGAAUGACUCGUCGACAGGCUCGCUACAGCAGCAACUGUUGCAGCAUCAGCAGCAGCAGCAAUCGCACAUGAAUCAUCAGCCAACAGGAUUAGGCACACGCUCCCAUUCCAUAUCCUCGUCGGUGUCCUCGAACACGGCCUCCUCGUUGCACUCGCAUCCAUCCAUUGACUCGGCUGCUGCUGCUUCGCUGGUGGGCACAGCUGGUGGUGGUGGUAGUUGCCACACUAAUACCAAUACCAAUACAAGCACCACAACGCCAUCCAGCGGCUGUUCAACGCCACAGAAUCACUAUUCACCACUGUUAACCAACUCACCCACGUCCACUGCCGCAGGUACACCCAGCGGCGGCAGCAUUGCCAGCGGCCUCGGCUUUGUCUAUCAGAUCAGCUCACCGACGCCGCCCGUCUCCGCCAGCGAAGUGCUCAAGAUCACCGAACCGUCGCCGCCGGCUGCAGCUGUCCAAGAUUCCGGCGAUACCGAUGAACGUUCGCGUGCCUCCGUUUUGCAGAAGGCCUCCAUGUUUGAGAAGCAGGCAGCCGCUGCCGCUGCACCAGCGCCUGUGCCUGUGCCGCCAGUUGCCUCCAGUGGCCGGCGUUCCGAGGAGCUGCGCGCGGUGGAACAACAGGAAAUGGACAAAUCUUUCGAAGAUUCGAUACAAGCAUUAAAUAAUUUAAUUGGCGAAUUAGACUCCUUUCAACGUGAGAUCGAUGAGGGCAAGGGCAAGCAGCACAGCAGCAACAACAUCAACAACAACAACAACAACAGUAGCAGCAGCAACAGCAGCAACGAGAACAACAACAGCAACGAUCUGCUAAUGUUGCCUAGCAACAACAUCGACUGCUGUGCGAUCAGCAAUCAAACAAAUUCAAGCGGCUGCGGCACAGACAUCUCGGACACCACCUCCGAGGAGCUGGGCGGCGGCAUCGAUGGCCAAUUGGCCGCGGAACGACGGCAUCAGCAAUUGAAUGCCUCGGACUCGGAGCUGAGUCGCUGUUAUGUGAGCGAGACGAGCUCGCUGACCGGCGGCAUAUUGGCCGGCGGCUAUGAGAAUCCGACAUUCGCGCACUUUGCCAAUCGGGAAGAGCAGCCGGAUACAGGUCGCAGCCACUUUGCCAGCGACAGCGUCUCGCUGACCGCCUCGGACAGCGUGUGCGUGGGCCAGCCGCGGCACGCCUAUGUGGACACGUGCAGCGACGACGGCAGCGCCGUGGUCGUCAUCUACGAUCACCAGAUACCCAAUACGCCGGACAUUGAGUUUGUGAAACAGAACUCGGAAAUUGUGCUAUUGCGCACCAAAGAUCCGCAGCAAUUGAAGCUGCACGAGAUGCGUGAACUGCAACAGCUGCCGGACAAUCUGACGGGCUCACCAGAGUCGCCGGAUGGCAGCUCGGCGGGCGCCAGUCUACAGAAGCCAGCGGCAACGGCAACCGUGGCGCCCGCCAAGCAGCGACUCUCCUCGUUUCGCGCCUCCAGCGAGCAGCAGCUUCAGCUGCUCGGACGCGCCAGCAGUCCGCACAGAGGUACGGAAAAGAUUAGGGUUAGCCCAGAGCAGCAGCAGCAGCAGCAGCAGCAGCAGCAAUUAGCGAGUGAUACAGCAGCAACAGUUGCUGGUGCGUUGCGGCGCAAGCUGCCGCCAAAGCCGAUUAGCCUCAGCAUAUUCAAUGGGCCCGUGCCCGAGCCGGGCAACACCAUUAAGCCAGUGAUACCUAGAAAGUUUGACUUUAAGGCUGACUUAGAUGAAAAAAUACGCAAGCAGAAACUAAAAGUGCAGCAGCAAUUGCAGCAGCAGCAGCAGCAACAGCAACAACCACACUCACCACAGUCGCCCCAAACAACAACAACUACAAGCACAACAACAACAACAACAACAACAGCAACAGCAAACUGUAAUGUCACUAAUAUACCUGCUGUUUUUGCAUCCGCAUGCGCAUCGAACAACUCAAAUCAUAGAAUGCCAAACCACACAGCAGCAACAUCUAAUCAUGCGCCAUACAAAACGCCCAACACAGCAACAACAACAACAACAUCAGCAUCAACAUCACCUGGGGCCAAGUUGUCAUUGCCAUUAUCAUCAUCAUCAUCAGCAUCAUCAUCAUCUGCAUCUGCAUCAUUGUCAUUAUCAUCAUUAUCCGCCCCAGCAGCAGCAACAGCAGCAUCGCCACCUCAGCCGCCCAAUGUGCCCGCCAAACCCGCACCACCACCGCCCAAUUCAUAUGCGUGCUCCACUGUCAAUGCCAAUGCCAAUGCCAAUGCCAAUGCCAACAAUCCCCAUGCUACUGUCAAGCCAUGCAUAACGCCCAGGCCGGCAUCGUUGUCGGGAGGAGUAGGAGCAGGAGGUGGCUCAACGCGCAUCGCACGGCGUGCUUCCAUUAACCAGGCCAAGCCGCCGCCGCCAGUGCGGCGCAGCUCGUCGGUGACGCCCAGUCCCAAUAAUGGGCUGCAACUGCAACAGCAACAGCAGCAGUACGGCAACAACUCAUGCGAGCACCUGCCACCGCCGCCCGCUUACCUACUGGAAGCGUACUCCACAUCGCCCACACCUCCGCCGCCGGCCUCCAUGCCCAGCUCGGCGCUCAAGGUGUCGGAGACGGUGCGUGCCUUGGCAGCCAUGCGGCAUCAGCCUGCCUCGCCCGUUGCGCUGCGACGCAUCCAACAGCAGCAGCAACUGCAGCAGCAACAUCCUUCACAGCAGCAACAUCCUUCACAGCAGCUCGUGCACAAGCCUAUUCCUAGCAUUGAAGCUGACUAUGAAGCUUACUAUAAUAGCUAUAUGGAGCUGCAUGCCUAUGCUCAAGCCACGCCAUCCAACCAGCCGCAGCAGCAGCAACAACGCUUCAUGCAGCAGCAACAUCUUCAUCAGCAACAUCAUCAGCAGCAGCAACAGCUGCCUCCAACGCCGCCUCCAUAUCAGGCACCACCUCAGUUAGAUGCCUCGUACCGCACCUCAUCGCCUGGCGCCGGCGGCGGCAUCUACGCGCAGCCCAAAUUGGUUAGCAACAUGUCCAGCUUUCGCAGCAGCAGCCCCAGCCCGAACGGGCAUGCGCACCCACUGCCGCCCACACAGCCCAAGGCGAAUCCGAACCUAAUCGCACAGCUCAAUGCACGACUCAACAGCAAACAGCAGCAACAGCAACAGCAGCAGCAACAGCAGCAACAUGUUGCCGAGGGCAUUUACGGCAACGCGAGCAGCGAGUCCAUCUACCUGCGCAGCGGUUUGUCCAUGACACAGCAGCAGCAGCAGCAACACCACGACGCUGCGCAAACAGCAAACAUGCGACAACAGCAACAGCAACAGUUGCAGCAGCAGCAGCAGCAGCAGCAACAACAACAUUAUACUUGCCCACCGCCGCUUGAGGAUCCGCCACCGCCGCCCAUUUAUUCAGCGACCAUGCCCAAAAAAAUGGCACGCGCACAUGUUGCACACGGCAACAGCAGCAGCAGCAGCAAUCAUGUAAUGGGCGCCUAUGCUGCAGCUGCAAACAGCGCUACGCUGCCCAAAAAUAUAUUGCAACAGCAGCGUUUACAGCAGCAACAGCAGCGCUUGCAGCAGCAGCAACAGUAUCAACAGCCCACAGGCAUUGGCGUUGGCAAUGGACAUGCUAGUCAGCGACCAGCAAUGCCGCUGCCCCAGCAACAACAACAACAACAACAACAACAGCAGCAGCAGCAGCGACAGCCACCAAUACCGUCGCGUCAUUCCAGCGUGCAGCAAAAGAUAUUCGUUUCGACGAAUCCGUUUAUACAGACCACAGCUGUCAAGUUUCAUACGCCAUCGUCCUCGGUGCACUCAACGCCCGCUGCGUCGCCCACCUGCGGCUCGCCCGCGGCAACGGCAACCUUUGCCAGCAUUUAUGGCACAACGGGACGUGGCGGCAGCGCACAGCAAUACCAGCAACAGCAGCAACAUCUGCAACAACAACAACAGCAGCAACAUCUGCAACAGCAGCAACAGCAUUAUUAUCGCGAUGUUGCUGGCAGCAACAGCAAUGGCGGCGGUGUUUACUAUGCUGCCCACAACAAUGCCCAUGGCCACGCCCAUGCCCAUGGGCAUGGGCACGCCCAUUCGCACGCCCACAUGCCUCAUGUCCAGGCACAUCAUUCAAACUAUGCCACAAGCACCAAUAUCGAAAAGACUGGCAGCAUACGUGCCAAGACCAAGGCUGAAUUUCUCGAGAAUCUCAAUGCAAAGCUGGCCAAACAGGGCAUGUCCGGCCGUGCAUUUGCCGUGCGAAAUCUGAUCAAUAGCAAGGCUUUGCCGGAUCCGCGCAUUUGUCACGAGUCGCUAAUGGAUCAAAUAAAGCGGGGGGCGACUUUGAAGCGCAAUCAAAAGAUCAACGAUCGCAGCGCGCCCAAAAUACAUUAAUCUAUUAAUGUUUCAAUUAAACUAGAAUGCGAAUAUUAUUUAUUUUUAUGAGGCGGCGUCGCCUGCUCGAUUGCAGGCUUACGCAGAGUUUAGUUUGAAACUAAGAAACUCGAGUAAAUACAAUAUAACUAAACACACACACACACGUACUCACACAUAUGAUAAAAGAUAUAUGAUAACUGAUAAAUACGCGUAUACAAUAUAUAUAUAUAUACAUAAAUUAACAGCUAUAAACACAUAAAUAUAAUUAAUUCGAAAGAAAGGGGUUCUUCAAAAAUCUCUAGUUACAAAUUUGAUUCAAAUUGGCAUUUCUCUUAAUUUCCUAUAAACAUAUAUACCUAAACAUAUAUAUACUACACAUCUAUUCAGAUUUAUGAAAGUUAUGCUUUUUGUUAAGUUAACAAAAAAAAAAAAAAAACUGGAAGACAAUUGAAGUUGAAUGUUGUAUGAAAAGUUUCAUGGAUUAUUUAUAAUUUAAACUCGAAUUUAUUGUUAGUUGAAUUUAGUUUUGUCGCGCUUUUAAUUAAUAUUAUUUAUAAUUUCCUCUUGUUUGUGUAAAUACCUAUAAUUUAACUAAUACAACCAACUAAUAUGACGCCCAAUAAAUGAAAUUGUCGUAUCUAUAUAUACUUA
Messenger RNA from Drosophila virilis, 7481 nucleotides. RefSeq names its product missing-in-metastasis (gene mim). Gene Ontology annotation, molecular function: phospholipid binding; actin binding. The record is from RefSeq and is a predicted model, not a curated record. Gene Ontology annotation, cellular component: cytoplasmic side of plasma membrane; actin cytoskeleton. Gene Ontology annotation, biological process: plasma membrane organization; cell projection assembly. Lineage: Eukaryota; Metazoa; Arthropoda; Insecta; Diptera; Drosophilidae.